Molecule: messenger RNA, 1566 nt
Organism: Setaria italica (foxtail millet)
Lineage: Eukaryota; Viridiplantae; Streptophyta; Magnoliopsida; Poales; Poaceae
Product: UDP-glycosyltransferase 89B2-like
Exons: 4
Coding region: 1-1566 (521 amino acids)
Molecular function (GO): UDP-glycosyltransferase activity
Source: RefSeq, a predicted model, not a curated record
AUGCUCAUCGCGGCCUACACACUGCUAUGUCGGAGACCGCCGUGCGUCGAGGUCUACGCCCUGCGCCGGUCCUACGCGCAGCUUGAGCCCUGGCUCCUCGAGGCGUGGCGCCGCUCCGAGGAUGACGUCCACACCACCGUGGGGCUUGACGACAUCGUCUUCAUCCGUAUCUUCCAUCAGGAUCUUCGCGACCUGUUGAUGGAGGAGCCACAGUGGCGCGGGCGUUGCUGCGGGCUGAGGGCGCAGGCGGAGGUUGGUUGGGGCAUGGCCCGGCAGGGCAGCCUGCCGCAGGCAAUCAGCGGUGGCAGGGUCCAGCGAGGCAGCUGGUGGCGGCCGGCGCUGGCGAGGGCAGGGCCCUACGGGGCGGUCGUCGCCGGUAGCGCGUUCAGCCUCCGGGCGGCCUUCGCUGCUCGCGUCGUGCCCGUCCGGCCGUCCGUCCGCACGGUCACGCUGCGUUUCCCCACCUCGCCCCUCCUCCCGGCCGGCUGCGGCGAGAACACCAAGGACCUCCCGGCCCACCUCUUCCGGCCGUUCAUCGUCUCCCUCGCCGCCCUCCGCGCACCGCUCCUUGCCUGGUGCAAGGCCCAGGCCCAGAGCCGCCACCGCGUCACGGCCGUCGUCUCCGGCUUGUUCACGGGGUGGACGCAGCCGCUCGCGGCGGAGCUCGGCGUGCCACACGUCACGUUCUCGCCUUCCAACGCGCUCCACCUCGCCGUGUCGCACUCGCUCUGGCGGCACCUGCCGAGCGGGCGCCUCCCGGAGGACGCCGACGAGCCGGUCACGUUCCCGAACAUCCCGGGCUCGCCCAGCUUCCCGUGGCGCCAGCUAUCGUGGCUGUUCACGCGGCGCGUGCCCGGCGACGAGGUCUCCGAGGCGAUCCGCCAGUUCUUCCUGUGGAACCUGGGCAGCGCGUGCUUCGUCGUCAACUCGUUCGCGGCGCUCGACGGCGCCUAUGUCGAGCGCGCGCUCCCCGACCUGGCGUCGAAGCGGGUGUUCGCGGUGGGCCCGCUGUCCGACGCCGUGAGUCUCUGCCGCGACCGGCGCGGCGGGAAGCCCGUGGUGCCGGCGGCGAGCGUGGCCGCGUGGCUGGAUGCCUUCCCCGACGGCUCCGCCGUGUGCGUCAGCUUCGGGACGCAGCACGCGCUGUCGACGCCGCAGGCCGCGUGCGUCGCCGACGCGCUGGCGCGGGAGCUCGGCCGUGGCGUGGAGAUCCUGCGCCACCGUGCCGUGGGGUGGUUCCUGACGCACUGCGGCUGGAACUCGGUGCUCGAGGCGGCGGCCGCCGGCGUGGCGCUGCUGGCGUGGCCGAUGGGCGCGGACCAGUUCACGAACGCGUGGCUGAUCGCGGCGGCCGGCGUAGCCAUGCCCGUGGCGGAGGGUGCCGAGGCCGUGCCAGACGCCGGACAGAUGGCGAACGCGAUCGCCGCCGCGGUCGGGGAGGAGGGGAAGCCCGUGAGGAAGCGUGCGGCGGAACUUGGCAAGAAGGCGGUGGCGGCAGUGGCAGAGGGCGGGAGCUCGCACGGGGACCUGGAAGAUCUGGUGCGCAUGCUCCGGAAGGUCGACUAG